Molecule: messenger RNA, 1253 nt
Organism: Salvia splendens (bonfire salvia)
Lineage: Eukaryota; Viridiplantae; Streptophyta; Magnoliopsida; Lamiales; Lamiaceae
Product: protein DOWNY MILDEW RESISTANCE 6
Exons: 4
Coding region: 59-1081 (340 amino acids)
Source: RefSeq, a predicted model, not a curated record
CACAUACAUAUAUAUAACUUCGUUAUAUAUAUGUAUAUAUAUAUAUAUAUAUAAAAUAAUGGAAAGUGUAUUGCUAGUCUCAAACGGUAUCCGGUGCUCGACCCUUCCGGCCAGCUACGUCCGGCCCGAGCCCGAAAGGCCCAAACUCUCAGAAGUUGUAGACUUUUUCAAUGCUCCCAUCGUUGAUUUGGGCUCUGCCGAUCUAUCUCUCAUGGCCCGACAAAUCUCUCAUGCUUGUCACCACUAUGGCUUUUUUCAGGUGAUAAACCAUGGUGUGGCAAUAGAGAGCAUGGAUAAAAUGUUGGAUGUGACAAGAGAGUUCUUCAAUUUGCCUGUGGAAGAGAAAAUGAAAUUGUACUCAAAUGAUCACACAAAAACCACAAGAUUGAGCACUAGUUCUAAUCUUCAUAAAGAGAAGAUUCAUAAUUGGAGGGAUUAUCUUAGGCUCCAUUGCCACCCUUUGGACAAAUUUGUCCAUGAAUGGCCAACAAACCCUACAUCUUUCAAGCAAAUAGUGGGCAAUUAUAGCAAGGAAGUGAGACAAUUGGGCUUGAGACUACAAGAAGUAAUUUCUGAGAGUUUGGGCCUUGAAAAAGGCUAUAUAAAUAGUAGCUUUGGCGAAGCGGGCCAGCACAUGGCAAUAAACUAUUACCCACCGUGCCCGGAGCCCGAACUCACGUUCGGGCUCCCGGCUCAUACUGAUCCCAACACUCUCACAAUCCUUCUUCAAGACACGCAGGUUUCGGGCCUUCAAUUGCUCAACGAUGGACAAUGGUUGUCCGUCAAGCCCGUUCCGAAUGCUUUUGUUGUCAACAUCGGUGACCAACUUCAGGCGUUGAGCAACUCAAAAUACAAAAGCACGUGGCACAGAGCGGUAGUGAACUCAGAGCAAGCAAGAAUCUCGAUAGCGACAUUCUUGUGCCCGAGUAACCGGGCUGUGAUCAAAGCUCCGUCACAGCUGAUUGAGGACCAAUCACAGCCCAUUUACAGAGACUACACUUAUGCUGAAUACUUUGAUAAAUUCUGGAGUAGAAACCUUGAUCAAGGCCAUUGCUUGGAUCUUUUCAAGAAUAUUGGCUAGGCAAUUAUUAUCACCAAUGAUUUAUGUCCUAAAAUCUAUAUUUAAGCCAGCCAAUUAUUGGCUAGACAACUAUUACAAUAAAUGUAAGUCUACUACCCUUAUUCCAAUAAUGUUUCUUGGAACAAACCCUUCCAAGGGUAUAAGCUUAUGUGAAAAUGUCGCUUUGUGAAUA